AAAUCACUACCAAUUAUCUGAAAAUUUAUGAAUAAUAAUGUCUAAUUACAGGUCUUGAACCACUCCUUUGAGGAGAAAAAGAAAGGGGAUCUUCAACAGAAUCAGAUUUUGGAAGAAAUGAAAGAGGCCUUGGAGGAGAACAAGAGAGAGUGUCUUCAACAAAAGCAGGACAUCCUAGACAAUGUGACAGCAAUUGUGGAGGCUCUUAAGGCUGACUAUGAGUACAAAUUGAGCACUGUGAAGAGACAGCCCCAGCCCCAGUCCUGCACUGAUGGCAAGAUACUGGGCCUACAGCCACUGAUCGGUCUCUCUAACGGCCAACUCGCCGUGUGCGACUCCGUGAUAGACAGCUAUGGCUGGAUCGUGAUACAGAGGCGUACCUCGGCCGACGUGGACUUUUUCCGGGGCUGGGAGGACUACAAGAACGGUUUCGGAGACCUGUCUGGAAACUUCUGGUUUGGGCUGGAAAAAGUCCAUCAGCUGACAAGCCGGGGGAGAUACGAGCUAAGGAUCGACAUGACGUACAAAGGGAAAUACUACUAUGCCAGGUAUGAGAGUUUCUUGCUUUACGGAGAAGCAAAACAAUACAAAAUUGAAAUAUCCGGCUUUUCUGGUAAUGUAGUGGACAAGAUGGCGUACCACAACGGCCAGGCGUUCUCCACCAAGGACCGGGACAACGACCCAUCAGACGGCAGCUGCGCCGAGAAGUGGCACGGAGCCUGGUGGUACAAAACCUGCCAUCACGUCAACCUCAACGGAGUCUGGGGCAGCACAGAAUUCGCCAAAGGUGUCAACUGGAAGAGUGUGACGGGAUGGGAAGAUUCGGUCUCAUUCAGCGAGAUGAAAAUCCGACCACUUUCUCAUUGACGUCUCUUGUGCAGUUGCAGGCGCCGUUAAAACUUUACUAAAACUAAAACUAAACCAAUAGACAUUUUCAUGACAGCGAAUACUCCGUCACUUUAUAGUGAAAUUAGAAAUUUACAAUCUUUUGUUUUUGGUAGAAGAAAAAGAAACACUCUGAUUGAACAGCUUAAACAUACCAAGGAUGAGAAACUGUAUUUUUUUUCAUCGUCUCAGGUCAAGGAACGAACUUUUGAAACUGAUGACUCUUAUGAAAAUAGAUCUAUGAUGACUAUUAUUUAUAUUUCUCCGAUUUCCCAAAGUAUGGAUCAAUACGCUUUACGUGAUGUGCUUGAAAACAUUUUUUUUUUUCAUCAAGCAGACCUGCAGUCACAUUAUGUGUACUUAAAUAUUAUGCAUUGAACAUAUUAUGUACAUAAAUGACAUACAUAAAAGACACAAUACAAAAAGACAUAUCUACAUAAAAGAAAGUACAAUUGAUUUGGGGAAAAGGGGGGGGGGGAGUGCAGUUGCGUGAUUGAUAAAAUACGACGUAUACGUUUCUGAUGUAAUCUUCGACACAGUUUUCACGAAAUAGUACACAUCUACUUGGUGUUUGAGAAAUGGGAUAAUUCCAUCUGUAAUAAUAGUAUGUGAGGCAGCGUGGUGGAAUCAGGCUCUCGUCAAU
Molecule: messenger RNA, 1528 nt
Organism: Aplysia californica (California sea hare)
Lineage: Eukaryota; Metazoa; Mollusca; Gastropoda; Aplysiida; Aplysiidae
Product: ficolin-1
Exons: 4
Coding region: 118-867 (249 amino acids)
Source: RefSeq, a predicted model, not a curated record